Molecule: messenger RNA, 2567 nt
Organism: Harpegnathos saltator (Jerdon's jumping ant)
Lineage: Eukaryota; Metazoa; Arthropoda; Insecta; Hymenoptera; Formicidae
Gene: Cog4
Product: conserved oligomeric Golgi complex subunit 4
Exons: 10
Coding region: 228-2450 (740 amino acids)
Biological process (GO): Golgi organization; retrograde vesicle-mediated transport, Golgi to endoplasmic reticulum
Cellular component (GO): COG complex
Source: RefSeq, a predicted model, not a curated record
ACUGAUAGAAACGUAUACUUGCUUCUUGAGUGUAGAAGGUGCAAAGAAGUGUAGACUAAUUCCAUAAUUCAUACACGGUGGCAAAAUGAAGGUAUAUCUUUGUUUAUGAUAAACGAGAAUAAUUGGACGGCAGGAUAUAUGACAUGUAAAACAAUGCCAAAUAGAUGUACUGUAAUACUAUAAAGUUGUUAAGUUACCAAUUGAUAUAAACAAGAUUGUUGAUUAACAUGGAUUUGCCAGUGAAUGAAGAAAAUUUACAACAAAUAUUAGACAAGUUGUCUGAAGAUGAGGUUUCCAUAGAGAAAAAUCUAGAUGCAAUUCUUGCUCGACGAUGUCAUGUGGAAGCAAAGCUACAGAAUAUUGGCAAAGUGUUGCCAAAUGUGAUAAUAAUACAUACAGAAGGGGAGAAGUUUCGUGACAUGAUUGCUCAUACCAAUGAGUUAGCAGAGAAUGUUAGUGCCAAAGUAAGGCAGCUUGAUUUAGCAAGAAGCAGAGUAUGUGAAUGCCAAAGUAGAGUAAAUGAUAUAUUAGAUUUGCAAUUAUGUAGCGAAGGAGUAGCAACAGCACUACGCAAUGAGGAUUAUGAACAAGGUGCUGCUCAUGUCCAUCGUUAUUUAUCAAUGGACCAGCAAUUGUUGGAGAGAACAGCUGAAAAUGUAUCAGGAGAUCAUACUAGCAUCAGCAGUUCUCUGAUUACUCUGCAACAAGCUGCUAUGGAAUUGAGAGCAGUUGUCACUCAUAAGUUUGAUGAAGCUGUAAAAUCUGAGGAUUUGGCAUCUGUUGAGAGAUUUUUCAAGAUAUUUCCAUUAUUGGGGAUGCACUUAGAAGGAUUGAAGAAAUUCUGCAGUUACUUAUGUACUAAAUUGCAUGAGACUGCUCAGAAAAAUCUACAAAUGACAUUGGAAAUCAAGAGUAAUGAUAAGAGAGCAGCUGUUAUUUUUGCCGACACUAUGACUCUCUUAUUUGAAGGAAUUGCACGUAUUGUGGAGGUGCAUCAGCCAAUAAUCGAAACUUAUUACGGCCCUGGUAGACUUCUAAUGACAAUCUCGAUUUUGCAAAAGGAGUGUGAUAGACAGGUCAAGAAGAUUAUCAUGGUAUUCACAAAGCAGAGGUGUAUAUCGAAGAAUGUACAACUAAUAAAUGAUUACUUGCGCAAACCAAAUCCUGAAAGGAUCGAUCCCAAAGAGCUCGAUCUUCUUCUGGGUGAAAUUACAAUAAUGCAUUCAAGAGCGGAACUCUACAUACGUUUCUUAAGAAGAAGAGUGAAGAACGACAUCGAAAUCAGUACUACCGAUGAGACACAACGUACAGAUUUGCUGAAUGAAUUCGAAACGACCGUGAACAAUUCCGAAUUGGCGCAUGGGAUGCAAGAAUUGCUCGGCGCUUAUCUCGCCUUAGAAAGAUACUUCCUCGAGGAGAGCGUGAAUAAAGCGUUAGGGAUGGACGCUUUGGAUCCUGAUCAACAAACUUCCAGCAUGGUCGACGAUGUGUUUUUCAUAGUGCAGAAGUGUGUGCGACGUGCUAUGUCAAGUUGGAGCAUAGACGGCGUAUGUGCCGUCGUCAAUAUGGCCUGCGGUAUCCUUGAGGGCGAUUUUGCCAACCGGCUAAGGAAUAGAUUGCGUCAAGGUUACCCGGCAGGCUAUUUGGACCUGGCGCAGGCAUACAGUGCUCUUCAAACGAGCAUUCAACACGGUCGUUUACAGACAUCGGAUACGGAAUACGCUCGUCUCAUGUUCCUGGCAUACUUGAAUAACACUGACGUAAGUACAGAGUACGUAGAGACACUAUGCAAGAGCCUCGGUGCGGAAAUCGACGCGACGUUUCCUAAUAUGCAGAAGAAGGACAGGGGCAAAAUCGACAGCUGCUUAUCCAGCCUGAAAGGGGUCAUUCUGAUUCUACGAGGUGUCAUUGAUUAUGGCUUGGAACAGCUGCGCGUCAGCGCCGUGAAACCCAGAGUUACACCAUGGGUCGACGCGUUUCUCUCCAUUGAUCAUCAUAUUAAUGAAGACGAAUUAUUGAGAUACGAAACUGACGAACCGUUUGUGCAAACAUUAGUCAUGAAUCUGGAGGGUCUGCUUCAAGUAUUCAAGGGUAGUCUUACUACUUCCAAUUAUGAUGCGCUUAUCGGCCUUUUGACCGCGGAAGUUACGGCUCGCUUGGAGAAAGUGGUCUUAAAAUCGACCUUCAAUCGAGCAGGAGGACUGAUAUUAGACAAGGAAAUACGAUCGUUAGCAAGCUAUUUGGCUGCUGCUACGUCGUGGUCUGUGAGGGAUAAGUUUGCGCGUUUGACGCAGAUUGCUACUAUCCUGAGCAUAGAAAAGGUAGAAGAACUUGCAGACUACUGCGGCGCGGAUGCAAUAGCAUGGCGAUUAACGCCGUCGGAGGUCCGACGUAUCGCUUCUUUAAGGAUAGAUAUCAGGCCGGAAGAUAUCAAGAGGCUGAAGCUGUAAUUAUUUCACAAUCGAAAAUUAUCAAUCUGUUCGUGCAAUUGGGUGAAAUUUUCCUACAUUACAUUUUGCAUAUGUACAUAAAAAAGUUAAGCGUAUAAUAAAUUAUCUAUAUUAGCA